UAAAAAACCAAGAACAGUCAACCCACAUCCAAACCAAGCUAAUUCUAUCAAAACCAUGCCAAACGGAGAAAACAAGCAGCAGCAGUAGUGGAAACCAUAACUCGAGAACCGAGAGUUCCGCAACCAAAUCUGCUUUGGCCACCAAGCGGCGGCGCCACACCAACGCCACCGCCUCUGUCGUCGUUAAAUACUCUCUCUCUCUGCGUACGCUUUUGGUUUUUGGUGGAAGUGAGCAACCUCCUUACGGUGUCUCUCAAACAACCCCUAAAGAACGAACCAACCAAAAAGUUCCUAUCGAACUCGACAAAGCAAGGGACUUAUCAUUUGACUGCAAAGAAAAUUAACACCAAUUUGUAACCAUGACGGUUGCGCAACUCGUUGGUGGUACUGUCUCUAAUGGAUUGACAAGUAGAAGUGGCGAAUGGAACACUAUAAAUAGGAUGAUAUCAGGGUCAUUCUGUUCGGGACAGCCAAGGGUACCUCGAAAUUUCGUUUCAGUAGUUGGUAGGAAGAGAUUGAGCUAUGGUGGUGUUUUUUGGCACUGCGGUCUAUCCACAAACCAUAAGACAAUGUUGUUUCCCUCAAAAAUGGCUUGUCAAAAAAAGCGCAAUUUUCCUGUGGUCAGUAAUCAAUUGAGUUCCGAUUGUGGUGUGCAUUCUUCUUGUGUCGUGGAUGAGAGUUGUACCAUGGAAGAACGUUGUCUAACGAGUUCAAUGGAUGUAUCCACGGAGAAUCCUAGUUGUCAACCACAUGUUCAAAAUGUUAAACAAGAGCUUAUAAUGCUUUCUUUGCCUGCAAUUGCUGGACAGGCUAUUGAGCCAUUGGCACAACUGAUGGAGACAGCAUAUAUUGGUAGAUUGGGACCUGUGGAGUUGGCAUCAGCUGGUGUUUCCAUGUCAAUUUUUAACAUUAUAUCGAAGUUAUUUAAUAUUCCUCUCCUCAGUGUUGCUACUUCUUUUGUGGCUGAAGACAUUUCAAAUAUUGCAAGCAGAACUUCCACUGCAGAAGAGGGUUGUCAAGGGGAAAGUGGCAAUGGUAAACCUUAUGAAGUGAUAAAUACACGCCAGCAACUAUCCUCCGUGUCUACGGCUUUAGUUUUAGCUGCUGCCAUUGGCAUCUUUGAGGCUUCAGCCUUGUCUUUGGGAUCUGGACUAUUUCUGACCUUGAUGGGAAUACCGCCGGAUUCCUCCAUGCGUGUUCCAGCACAGCGAUUUCUUUGUUUUAGAGCCCUUGGUGCUCCUGCAGUUGUAGUUUCCUUGGCUCUUCAAGGCAUUUUCCGUGGUUUUAAGGAUACAAAAACUCCUGUAUUAUGUCUAGGUAUUGGUAAUUUCUUUGCUAUAUUUUUGUUUCCGAUACUUAUGUAUUAUUUUCAGUUUGGUGUGACUGGAGCAGCCAUUUCCACUGUUAUCUCUCAAUAUAUUGUUACCUUCUUAAUGAUUUGGCAUCUUAAUAAGAGGGUUGUGUUAUUGCCUCCAAAGUUGAGAGAUCUGCAAUUUGGAGGUUAUAUAAAAUCUGGUGGUUUUCUUAUCGGGAGAACUCUUGCUGUUCUUGUGACUAUGACACUGGGGACAUCAAUGGCUGCUCGUCAAGGAACGGUAGCUAUGGCUGCUCAUCAAAUAUGCUUACAAGUAUGGCUGGCUGUAUCUCUCCUUACAGAUGCACUGGCAGCAUCUGGUCAGGCGUUGAUUGCAAGUUCUUAUUCAAAAGGUGAUUACAGAACUUCAAGGGAGGUUGCAAACUUUGUGUUAAAGAUAGGAUUGCUCACAGGGGUUUCCUUGGCUGCAAUUUUGGGUCUAUCUUUUGGUUCUUUAGCCACCUUGUUCACCAAGGAUGCUGAAGUCUUGGGAGUUGUUAGAACUGGGGUAUUGUUUGUCAGUGCCAGCCAACCUAUAAAUGCUCUAGCUUUCAUUUUUGAUGGUCUCCAUUAUGGUGUUUCAGACUUCCCAUAUGCAGCUUGUUCGAUGAUGGUGGUAGGGGCAAUAUCUUCUGCAUUUCUGCUAUAUGUUCCUUCAAUUUUUGGUCUUCAUGGUGUGUGGUCAGGCUUGGCUUUGUUUAUGGGGCUGCGUACGUUGGCAGGAUUUAUCAGAAUAUCAUCGAAAAAUGGUCCAUGGUGGUUUUUGCAUAAGGACUUGAAGGGAUCUGAGCUUGUUGCUUGAGAUGGGAGUAAUCAGAAAUCAGGAAUCUAUUGCUUGUCAUCAGCCACUAGUACGACUUGUUGUCCCUGGUUUCUGUCUAAAUGGUGAGUAAAUGCAAUUUGAUGAUUUAAUCCUGUGGGCUGAUUCCCAAAUUUUGGUUUCAAAUGUUACAGUGAGAAUACUUUUAUCAGAACCUUGGUAAUCUACAAUGAGAAUACUUCUUCAAAUGUCAAC
Messenger RNA from Camellia sinensis, 2369 nucleotides. Its product is annotated as protein DETOXIFICATION 45, chloroplastic. Gene Ontology annotation, cellular component: membrane; chloroplast. Gene Ontology annotation, molecular function: xenobiotic transmembrane transporter activity; antiporter activity. Gene Ontology annotation, biological process: transmembrane transport. The record is from RefSeq and is a predicted model, not a curated record. NCBI's taxonomy places the organism in Eukaryota, Viridiplantae, Streptophyta, Magnoliopsida, Ericales, Theaceae.